Penicillium crustosum is the source of this 963-nucleotide messenger RNA. Its product is annotated as putative lipase/esterase. Bases 1 to 963 code for a protein of 320 amino acids. The transcript is spliced from 3 exons. Gene Ontology annotation, molecular function: hydrolase activity. The record is from RefSeq and is a predicted model, not a curated record. Lineage: Eukaryota; Fungi; Ascomycota; Eurotiomycetes; Eurotiales; Aspergillaceae.
AUGGAUCCGGAACUUGAGGAAUUAUUAAGACUCCAGAAGCAAGGGGAGGACGAUGAUGAAUCCAUUGUUGAUGUUGUCAAAUUCCGAACUAAAGCUGAGCAGGGUAUGCGCAAAUCUAAGCUCUCCUGCAAUAUGUUCAGCGGUAGUGUUGAAGAUAUACAAAUACCUGUACGAGACAGCCACAUGAACACUGGACGGAUAUAUCGUCCCCCCGGUUCAACACGGGACGAGCCCGUAAUUGUCUGGUAUCAUGGUGGUGGCUUUUGUCUUGGGGAUGUUUGUUAUGAUGACGACCAUUGCUAUAGACUUUGUGUGGAAUUGCAUGCAGUUAUUGUCAGCCUGAACUAUCGAUUGGCACCAGAGCAUCCAUUUCCUAUCCCGAUUCAUGAUUGUUGGGACGGUUUGCAAUGGGUUGCAUCCAAUCGCGACCGUCUUCAAUUGAACAUAGGGGCCGGCUUCAUCUUGAGCGGGAGCAGUGCAGGAGGAAACAUUGCCGCUGUCCUGAGUCUGCUAGCUCGGGAGUCUAAGGAUAUCCCGCUAACAGGUGUCUACCUUGGCCUUCCGAUUGUUGUGCAUCCAGAUGCUGUCCCCGAACGAUUUGUCAAAGGCUACCUUAGCUACGAAGAGAACAAAAAUGCGCCUAUCCUAUGCCAAAAAGAAAUCGCAGCUCUUGUGUCGGCCUAUAUGCCCGACCCUUUGAGCCCGCUUUAUUCCCCUCUCCUUUGGCCAAGCGGCCACGCUGGCCUCCCACCAACCUACUUUCAAGUCUGCGGGCUAGAUCCACUACGUGACGAUGGACUCAUUUACGAACGAAUGUUGAGGGAAGAGUAUAAUAUCAGGACCAAACUAGACAUUUACCCAGGGGUGCCUCAUGCGUUUCAAUCAUUCACCGACUUAAAAGUAACGAAGGAAUUCAAUCGGGACAUGGUCUCUGGUUUCAAAUGGUUGUUAGGUAUUGAAUAG